GAGUUCUUUGAGUAAAAAAAAAAAACUCACUCAAAAGUUAGUGAUGGCCAAGUAUGGUUAUGCUUAUGGAGGCAACGCCACCAAGAGUGGUUUUCCACGUCGCUCUGAUGAAUGGAGCAAACCAAGCUAUGCAUCUGAAUCUGAUCAUUUGAGCCAGCCUGUCAUUGUCGUUGCAGAGGUAAGGAAGAUGCCAAUCAUUUUGGAAACUUCCAACAACUGUGCACAGAGGUAUGUUGCAGAAGUUGAGACAGCUGUUGAGGAGGUCUGUGCACCAUUGGUCAUAGAAUACAGACAUAGCUCCCCACCAAAAGUCAUGCCGACGAAAGACUAUGGACACAGACAUAGCUCCCUACCAAAGCUUGAGCAAACUAAAGACUCUGGAUACAAACAUGGUGCUCAAACAAAAGAUGAACUGGUGAAUGAUUACGGGUACGAGGUUGAGCCGAUGAAAGACUAUAGAUACAAACAUAGUUCCCCACCAACAGUUGAGCCAGUCAAAGACCAUGGAUACAAAAAUAGCUCCCCAGCAAAGGUCGAGCCGAUGAAAAACUAUGGAUACAAGGCCGAGCCAGUCAAGGACUAUGAAUAUAAGCCUGAGCCUGUGAAAGAGUAUGCAUAUAAGGUGGAGCCAAUCAAAGACUAUGAAUAUAAGCCAGAGCCACUGAGAGAUUACGGAUAUAAGUCAGAGCCAGCGAAAGGCCAUGGAUAUAAUCAAGCUCAAUCAGACAAGCAGAAUAGCAAUUUUCCUCGGUUCAGAGUACCAGCGAUCCAAAAACCAGUGCCAAAAAGAGAUACCUAUACAGAAAUCAUUGAUAAUAGGGAAGCUGCAAGGCGGUAUGGCAACUUAAUAUCUCAGCCACAAACCAUCGAUAGUAGAGAAGCUGCUAGGAAGUACGGUGGUGUUCUAAUAAAAUAGUUGAGCCUCAAGUCCAUGCUUCUAGCUGGGAGGUUUGUUUGGAGAUACUGGUCUAUUCUAUUAGUCCUUUCUCCCUUAUAUUAUUACCCAGUUACUUUUAUGUGGCUUUAUAAGUAAGUUGUAUGCCGAGCUUAGUAACGUAAGCUUGUAACCAAGUUGGGGCAUUAAAGUAGUUGAAUGUAUGAUGGAACCAGCUAGGUGGGAGAGGUGGCUGUUGGUCUGUCACAAGCUUGCCCCUCGUCCUUGGGUUAAAGGGCACCCCCAUCCACCAAGGGUGGGUAGCUCUCAAUAUCAAAAAAAAAAAAUAAGUAAGUUGUAUUACCUC
This is a messenger RNA of Quercus lobata, 1241 nucleotides long. Its product is annotated as extensin-3-like. The record is from RefSeq and is a predicted model, not a curated record. Lineage: Eukaryota; Viridiplantae; Streptophyta; Magnoliopsida; Fagales; Fagaceae. Bases 44 to 916 code for a protein of 290 amino acids. The transcript has 2 exons.